Ascochyta rabiei is the source of this 1383-nucleotide messenger RNA. RefSeq lists its product as uncharacterized. Gene Ontology annotation, molecular function: DNA helicase activity. The transcript has a single exon. The coding region runs from base 1 to 1383 and encodes 460 amino acids. NCBI's taxonomy places the organism in Eukaryota, Fungi, Ascomycota, Dothideomycetes, Pleosporales, Didymellaceae. Gene Ontology annotation, biological process: DNA repair; telomere maintenance. The record is from RefSeq and is a predicted model, not a curated record.
AUGGACCAGCGCGCCGUAUUUGAUGCCGUUACUGCCGCUAUUGAGGCUGACCACAGCACUGCCCACUUCUUCGUACAGGGCCCAGCAGGCACAGGCAAGACGUUCCUCUGGCGCUGUAUAUGUGCCUACUAUCGCUCUACAGGCCGGGUGGUCCUGUGCGUUGCGUCGUCGGGUAUAGCUGCUGUCCUGCUGCCCGGCGGCCGCACUGCCCACUCCCGUUUCCGGAUCCCGUUGGAUAUCCACGACGAUUCCAUCUGCCCUGUUGCUCCAGGCUCGGAGCUUGGGCGGCUGCUGCAGGCCGCUACUCUAGUUAUCUGGGACGAGGUGCCUAUGCAGCACCGUUACUGCUUCGAGGCAGUCCACCGUAUGCUGCAGGACGUCCGUAGCUCCCCUGCCCUGUUUGGCGGCCUCCCUGUAAUUGCCAGCGGCGAUUUUGCCCAGAUCCUACCCGUCGUCCGCCGGGGCCAGCGGCCUGCCAUCGUCAACGCCUGCCUGCAGCAGUCUACGCUCAUAUGGCCGCACAUGACCGUACUGCACCUGCGUCAGAAUAUGCGGGUGCUAUCUGGGGCUGACAACACCUGUUUUGCAGCCUGGUGCCGGGGACUGGCUACCCGUGAGAUGGAUGGCCUGAUCUCCAUCCCAGACUGGAUGACCGUCUACUACAGCCUACAGGGCUUCCUGGAUCACGUCUAUCCGCCGCACCUCCUCCAGCAGGCUGCUGCGGACUAUCAGGUCCUCAACGGCCGUGCUAUACUGGCCGUACGGAACGACGCAGUGGCUGUAAUCAACGCCGCAAUGCUUGCUGCCUUCCCUGGUGAGCUAGUAGAGCUGGUUGCAGUGGACUCUGCUGAGGUUGAGGACAAUACAACACAGGAUCUGCCUCCCGUAGAGCUGCUGCAGUCCUUUGAGCCCCCGUCACUGCCCCCGUCACGCCUUCUGCUCAAGGUAGGCGUACCAAUAAUGCUUCUACGGAACCUGUACCCAAGCCAGGGGCUCUGCAACGGUACCCGUUUAGCGGUUACACAGAUAUCCUCCCGCUGUAUCCAGGCCCGCAUCCUAUCUGGCGAGUUUGCAGGCCAGCUCCGCCUGCUGCCACGUAUCAGGCUCACUUCAACUAGUAGAGAGCUCCCGUUUAUCGUCAGCCGGGUCCAGUUUCCAGUUCGCCUCUCCUUUGCAAUCACUGUAAACAAGUCACAGGGCCAGUCACUCUCUGUUGUAGGCGUUGAUCUGCGUCACGCUGUGUUUACACAUGGCCAGCUAUACGUAGCUAUGUCCCGUGUAACUACACUUGCAGGCCUGUCAAUCCUGCUGCCAGCACCUGAUACUAGCGAUGAGCCAUCCCGUACGGUCCCUAAUAUCGUAUACCCAGAGGUGCUCCUGUAG